Daldinia decipiens is the source of this 2035-nucleotide messenger RNA. Its product is annotated as P-loop containing nucleoside triphosphate hydrolase protein. Bases 151 to 1815 code for a protein of 554 amino acids. Gene Ontology annotation, molecular function: single-stranded DNA helicase activity; ATP hydrolysis activity; enzyme activator activity. The transcript has a single exon. Gene Ontology annotation, biological process: regulation of DNA repair; DNA repair; DNA-templated DNA replication. The record is from RefSeq and is a predicted model, not a curated record. Lineage: Eukaryota; Fungi; Ascomycota; Sordariomycetes; Xylariales; Hypoxylaceae. Gene Ontology annotation, cellular component: nucleus.
AAACCCCGAAUUAUUUCGCGUCAAGCUUCCUACCGAAAGUGAACAAAAGCUUGGAUUGACUUUCUUGGAUUAUAAUAUCUUGGGUUUUCAAAUUAUUAAUGUAUUUCUUGGGUCAUCUCACUUCUUUCUCGUACAACACUCGACGCCAUAAUGGUAGAAUGCCCAAUUUGUAGCAAGCAAGUCCAAUCCGUCAAGAUCAACGAUCAUAUCGAUUCAGGAUGCCAGACUUUCCUUAUUGACGCCUCGGCGUCCUCGUUCUCGUCCCAGAUACCUUCGGCUACACAAACAAAUGGCGCCACGUCAUCGUCGCAGAAGCGACCGGCGUCCAGCUUCUUCCAUACCCCAUCCGCCAAACGGCAGUCAACACCCACCAAAGCGACUACACCCUCGGCUAACGGUGGUGGAAUACUAGGCGGAGCGAAAACGAACGGCGGUACGAAGCGUUCCUUCGAUGAAGGUCCCGGAGAAGAUUCGCCUAUGCAAGAUGCAGGCGCCAGGACGGAGAAUAUAGUACCUAUUGAGACCGGUCGGGUGCUGAAAAGGACCAAGACGAAUAGAGCAGCCCCUCUCGCUGAGCGCAUGCGACCACAGAAGCUCGAUGAAGUAUUUGGACAAGAUCUUGUCGGCCCGCACGGUGUUUUACGAUCAUUAAUAGAAUCUGAUCGGGUACCAUCCAUGAUAUUAUGGGGUGCAUCUGGCACAGGCAAAACUACGAUUGCGCGCUGCAUAUCAAACAUGGUUGGCUCCCGUUUUGUUGAGAUGAAUGCCACGAGCUCUGGUGUAGCGGAAUGCAAGAAGAUAUUCAACGAUGCGGCGAACGAGUUGGCGUUGACCGGAAGAAAGACGAUAAUAUUCUGCGACGAGAUACACCGCUUCUCCAAAUCGCAGCAGGACGUAUUUCUUAAGCCUGUUGAAGCGGGGACGAUAACGCUCAUCGGCGCAACAACAGAGAACCCAAGCUUUAAAGUCGUCAAUGCACUACUCUCGAGAUGUCGAACUUUCACAUUACAGAAGCUGACGACGACGGACAUCCAACUCGUCCUAUCACGAGCAAUACAAGCUGAGGUUUCGGCUACUUCUUCACCGCCCUCUCCUCUUCUUGACGAGGAACUUAUGAGCUAUCUUGCCAACUUUGCCGAUGGCGACGCGCGAACAGCACUCAACCUACUGGAACUAGCUAUGUCUCUAGCGAAUAGGGACGGCAUGACAAAGGAAAUAAUUAAAGAGUCACUUACCAAGACACUGGUAUACGAUCGUGCUGGCGAUCAACAUUACGAUACAAUCUCUGCGUUUCACAAAUCUGUCCGCGGCUCCGACCCAAAUGCCGCAUUGUACUAUCUAGCCCGCAUGCUCCAGUCGGGAGAGGAUCCAUUAUUCAUCGCGCGGCGAAUGGUCGUGAUCGCAUCUGAGGAUGUCGGACUGGCAGAUAACUCACUCCUUAGUCUAGCAACCUCGACAUACACUGCAACACAGCAGAUCGGCAUGCCGGAAGCUCGCAUCCCUCUAGCUCAUUGUGCCGUAGCGCUCUCGCUCGCGCCCAAGAGCACACGCGCCUAUAGAGGAUUGAAUAAUGCAUUUGCGGCCCUCAAAGAACCGGGAGUAGCGUCUUUACCAGUGCCGAUUCAUCUACGAAACGCGCCGACGAGGCUGAUGCGGGAGCUCGGAUACGGAAGGGAAUAUAAAUACAAUCCCAACUACAAAGACGGCAAAGUGAAGCAAGACUAUCUUCCUGAUACGCUUCUUGGGCGUACGUUCUUAGAAGACCGAGAUUUGGGUACUGAGAUCGAUCCAGACCUAAUUAUGGAAGACUCUUGAGAUUUCCAGAGUAUAAAAUGAAUUAUACAACUCCCGAUCUUGCAUUUUCAAGAUCAAAAUCGAGGGAACGAGGACAAGCAAAAUGCUAUGUAUAAAGGACGAUACGACAAUAGCGGCGAUAGGAUAUCCGCUCAUGUAACUACAGCGCCGUCAAAUCAGGAUAUAUUUAGACAUGUGUAAAUGUCCAUUAAACAAAAUAGAUAAAACCAAAUAAUUCCGC